UUGUCACCUAUCCUCAAGAGCAUUUCUAGCAAUCCGGAUGCGAGAUCGGGUACUGGUCUUCCGGUGGAUGUCAUGACCAUCGACACAGAAUCCGAGGAUGGUCAGGAACUGGGUCGAAAGUUCAAGGUAUGUAUAGAAUUUCUGGCUAUCACUGCACUUCCGACAGUGAUUGCGUUCCGAGAAGGACAAAAUGUUCUGCAAUUUGUAGGUGCGCUUCCCGAAAGCCAUGUGUACGAAUUUUUGGGAAAGGUUUGA
Molecule: messenger RNA, 255 nt
Organism: Lentinula edodes (shiitake mushroom)
Lineage: Eukaryota; Fungi; Basidiomycota; Agaricomycetes; Agaricales; Omphalotaceae
Exons: 2
Source: RefSeq, a predicted model, not a curated record